AUGGGUGUCGCAGAAAUUCGGCUGCUGCGUGCUGCAUUCGCAGGUGAACAUGAGGAUAUUAUGAUGGCCAUGCUCAUGCAGAACACAUCCGAAGAGGAAGGCCAUGGACUUGGUUGGGUGUUUCCUCUGUUCCAUCAUCUGCCAUCUAUUGAAUCGGUCCGUACAGACGUUCUCGAGGAGGACGAAAAUCGGCUGCCAGGGGUAGAGGCAGACUCAUCCAACGUCAGUCGGAUUGCCAUACACCACUCAUCCCUGGAUAUAUUCUAUCUUGUUUCAGUGCUCAGUUGGUGCAAGGUUCUUCCGCAGUUCGAAUACUCCAUCGGGCGGAGGUCUUCUCUCAUCGGAGGUAACCCAUUUCUCAAUCCCAAGACCUUUAUCCUGAACCUACUACGGCACACCCAGAUCCUAGGGGUGUUAGAUAUAGAUGUUGAGGCACAUAUAUCUGAGUUCACAAGGGAGGAUAACGAGUACCCCGACUUUGAAAGACACGGUGGACAGGCUGACUUGUUGGAAUUGGCCGAGUUCAAUUCUUCGAUAAUGGUACCGCCAGAGUCCUUCUGGAAGCAGAAUGCAUCAUUGCAAAAUUUUGAGUCUCUCAAGCGAUUGAGUAUCGGUGUCAAUUUCCUCAUUUACUGUACAUGGACUGUCAAUGCAGCUAGGAAUAAUAGUCCCAGUUUCUGCCUGAUUGAUUCCCUCCCGCCGAAUCUAGAGUAUAUUUGCAUUCGAGUUUAUGAGAAAGGCAAGAAAUAG
This is a messenger RNA of Aspergillus wentii DTO 134E9, 750 nucleotides long. RefSeq lists its product as uncharacterized. Bases 1 to 750 code for a protein of 249 amino acids. NCBI's taxonomy places the organism in Eukaryota, Fungi, Ascomycota, Eurotiomycetes, Eurotiales, Aspergillaceae. The record is from RefSeq and is a predicted model, not a curated record. The transcript is spliced from 2 exons.